Messenger RNA from Raphanus sativus (radish), 1120 nucleotides. RefSeq names its product cytochrome b-c1 complex subunit Rieske-2, mitochondrial. Gene Ontology annotation, cellular component: membrane. Gene Ontology annotation, biological process: mitochondrial electron transport, ubiquinol to cytochrome c. The transcript has 2 exons. The coding region runs from base 59 to 880 and encodes 273 amino acids. NCBI's taxonomy places the organism in Eukaryota, Viridiplantae, Streptophyta, Magnoliopsida, Brassicales, Brassicaceae. Gene Ontology annotation, molecular function: 2 iron, 2 sulfur cluster binding; quinol-cytochrome-c reductase activity. The record is from RefSeq and is a predicted model, not a curated record.
UUCAUUUGGGCAUAAUAGACCAUUUGUAACCUUACCCAUUGAGCGAAGAGAAGAGAAGAUGUUGCGAGUUGCAGGGAGGAGGCUUUUGUCUCUAAAGCAGCAGAGAUCUUCCACUGCCACCUCUUUCGUCCUUUCCAGAGAUCACACCAUCUCCAAAGAAGGCGACGACUCCACCAGAUCUGUUCCCUCUGCAGAUCUUUCAUGUUUCAAUUCUUACCACCGGAGCCUUUUAAGAGGUUUCUCUUCUCAAGUCAUUACCCAAGGAAAUGAGGUAGGCUUCGCUUCUGAAGUCCCAGCCACCGUUGAGGCCGUCAAGACGCCUAACUCGAAGAUUGUCUAUGAUGACCACAACCACGAGCGUUACCCACCUGGUGACCCUAGCAAGCGUGCCUUCGCCUAUUUCGUCCUGUCCGGUGGGAGGUUUGUCUACGCCUCUGUUCUCCGCCUUCUGGUCCUGAAGCUCAUUGUUAGCAUGUCCGCAAGUAAAGAUGUCCUUGCACUUGCGUCCCUCGAGGUCGACCUCGGGAGCAUCGAGCCGGGAACUACUGUCACAGUGAAGUGGCGUGGAAAGCCUGUCUUCAUCAGGCGAAGAACUGAAGACGAUAUCAAGCUAGCCAAUAGCGUGGAUCUUGGAUCACUGAGGGACCCGCAAGAAGACUCGGUGAGGGUCAAGAAUCCGGAAUGGUUGGUGGUGGUAGGAGUCUGCACUCACCUGGGGUGCAUCCCUUUGCCGAAUGCUGGUGAUUACGGUGGAUGGUUUUGCCCGUGUCAUGGUUCGCAUUACGAUAUCUCUGGAAGGAUCAGGAAAGGUCCUGCACCAUACAACCUGGAAGUACCGACUUACAGCUUCUUGGAAGAGAAUAAGUUACUCAUUGGUUAAUGAUGGAGUAAAAGCACAUCAGACAGUGUUUUUGUGUCUUAAAGAUCCUCAUAUGUUUUUGUUUUUCUUUGAUAUAUACUUUCCGGCUACAAAUGUAGCGUGCAAGUUCUCGCUUUCCUUACACCUGGGUCUUCUCAGCAAGGAAAGUAAAAGAUUGUUUUGGUUUUGCUGAAUAAUACAAACUUGUCACUGUAUGACUUAUCAUCUGUUUCAUUUGGUGAAAAAACAAUUUUGGUAAUA